Molecule: messenger RNA, 820 nt
Organism: Terrapene triunguis (Three-toed box turtle)
Lineage: Eukaryota; Metazoa; Chordata; Testudines; Emydidae
Exons: 6
Coding region: 1-648 (215 amino acids)
Molecular function (GO): oxidoreductase activity
Source: RefSeq, a predicted model, not a curated record
AUGUUGUCCCUGUGCAAAAGAAGGAGAUUUGGGGCAGGUCUGAGUUUGUGCCAGUUGGAAGAAGGGAGAUUUUUCGGUACAUCCCAUCAAGGUGGAUAUUCCCAUGAUGCUGUGGUGUAUGCACUACAAAAAUGUGGCAUUCGUCAUAUUGAUACAGCAAAAAGAUACGGCUGUGAAUCACUCCUUCAGAAAGCUAUCAAAGAAAGUGAUGUGAAGCGAGAGGACCUCUGGAUAACUACCAAACUCUGGCAUAGUGACUAUGGCUAUGAAAACACAAAACAAGCCUGCCUGGAAUCAUGCAAAAGACUUGGUGUUCAGUACCUCGAUCUUUAUUUGGUACACUGGCCCGAUGCACAAGUUCCUGGUAAAAGUAAUCGUGAGGUCCGAGCUGAAACCUGGAGAGCCAUGGAGGACCUAUAUGAGAAAGGUAUAUGUCGGUCUAUUGGUGUAAGCAAUUUUCUCAUUAAUCAUUUGGAGCAACUAAAGGAAGAUUGUAAGAUCACCCCACAUGUUAAUCAGGUGAGUGUUUAUUUCCCCCAAACACAGGUUUUUGAUUUUAGUCUGAGGGAAGAAGAUGUGGAAUUUUUAGAUUCUUUGAACAUCAACAAAAAACUGAUUCACCUAACCUAUCCAAUAUGGAAAGGGUAACGUCAAACCAGAUUGUUCUAACCCGCAACAACCGAAACACGAAUACAUUUUGAACUGCACAAAACUGUUUCACAUCUACAUUGUUCUAUUACCUUUAAAGCUCCUGUCAGUAGCUUAUGAUAUUGAUUAUUAUAUGCACAAAGUGAAUUAAAUGUGGCUUAGUUUCUCUCUC